Pistacia vera is the source of this 1686-nucleotide messenger RNA. RefSeq lists its product as uncharacterized. The transcript has a single exon. The coding region runs from base 372 to 1502 and encodes 376 amino acids. Gene Ontology annotation, cellular component: chloroplast thylakoid membrane. Lineage: Eukaryota; Viridiplantae; Streptophyta; Magnoliopsida; Sapindales; Anacardiaceae. The record is from RefSeq and is a predicted model, not a curated record. Gene Ontology annotation, biological process: photosystem I assembly; response to photooxidative stress.
GUCGAUGCAAGCUCAUUGAUACUCAAAGUGAUGUUGUGUGCUUUUGGUAUGAGCUCUUGAUUUCAUUAUUGUUUAGACAAGUUAGAUUUUGAGGUUGUUAGGGCCACCAAACCAUCAGUACUGCUGAAAAGUCAGCUCUCGUUAGAAUAAAAAAAUAUAUCUCAGAUAGUAGUAGCAUGCAUCCCCUGCAGGUUUUGAUACAGAAAACUUUAUAUUUUAUUCAUUUGCCCGAGCAAAUAGAGAACAUGGAAAUCACUACUUGUAUGCGCUAGUUAUGCUGCCCACGUCCUAACUUUCUCCAUGUCUCUUCUUCCUCUUUUAAGCACUUGAAUCUCAGGCCCCGUCCCUGCAGUCUAUGCCCUUUUAACUCCAUGGCACCUCCAGCAUCAGCGGUUGUGCUUCCUGUAGUGAGCAAAAUUACCCGAGAACCAGAUGAAUUCGUCGAUGAUCUUCAUGAGUUGAACUUCUUGGCCUUUGGUGAUGAGCCUGAUACCCUGGUCAAGAAGGAGAGUCCCCAGAAUGAGAAGCAGAUAUCAGUGGAUCCUAUAUCGUUGUCUCUGAGGGAACCAAGCUUUAACUUCAUGUUGCCUCCUGUUCUUACAUCUCCUAGAGACACAACUGUGCCUCUUCCAGCAGUUCCACCAGUUCUACCUCCUGCAAAAACCAAGUUCAUAAGCUGCAGCCUCCCGAGCUCUGCGACAUCAUCUCCUCGAUUUGGCUCUAUUCUGUCAAUGAAGAAAUGGAAGAUUAAUGAAAAUCAACCUUCUCCCAAACAAGUUGAUAAUCUGGUCCGGCAGCGAUCCUUGGCACAUUCACGUCUCUCGUUGGUAAAGGAUGCCAUGCUAGUAAAGAGCAAGUCUUGCGGCGAAGGAAGAGCCUCUGCACCAUCAGAUGAGCUUGAACUUUGCUUCAGCAAACCUAAAGCUCCUGAAUACAACAAAAUUUCUCAUACCAACUUCUCCAAAGCUGAGACUAACAGAGAUGUUUACAAGAAUGUUAACAAUGUUGAUCCUUGCGAUGAGAACUUCAAAUGCGGCGCCCUUUGCAUGUUCCUCCCUGGCUUUGGUAAAGCAAAGCCAGAGAGAGCAAGAAAGGAAGAGGCUAUGGAGAAUGUGAUUUCCAGGACAGUUUCUUUAGAGAAGUUUGAAUGUGGAUCCUGGGCAUCAUCUGCCAUAGUUCAUGAUCACGAUGAAGAUGGAGACUCGAUGAAUCAUCUAUACUUCGACUUGCCACUGGAGUUGAUAAGAAACAAUUCGAAUGAUGCUCAUUGUCCAAUCAAUGCAGCCUUCGUCUUCGACAAGGACUUAAAGGGUGUGCUAAAAAAUGGUUCAACUUCAGGAAGAACAAGUGCCCGAAAAUCCCACGAAUCCUCCCGCCAUGUUCGGUUUUCUGUAUCAUCACCUACCCCAUCAUACUCUUCGUCUCCAGCUUCAUGCAUUACCCCUCGGCUGCGCAAGGCUAGGGAGGACUUCAAUGCAUUCUUGGAAGCUCAAAGUGCUUGAGAAUGAGAGUCUCACUUGUUUUUUGGUAUUUAUAUAUCCACUAGGUAUAGCACUAGUGCCAUAUAUUUGAGCAACUAUAUGUGCAACAUGGAAGUUGAUCUUUUAUGUUUUUGUAGUUGAUUUUUGAACCUUUGAGUAAUGAGACAUAACUUUGUGGGAAAUAUUGAUUAUGAUAUGGACAAUC